AUGAUGUUCCCUGUCAAGCUUUCCAUAUUUGGCUUCAUAUUGUACUCUUUGCGAUAUCCCGACAACGCGAAUGAAUCCGGCACAUCAUGGAACCAUACGACCGAGCAAAAUGACACUGUCGGUGUCAGGAUUAGUAGAUUACUGACGGUUGAAUUGGAUAUGCAAGCACCACCACCCAAUAAUACACUACUGCGCAGUCCUGGUAAGGGUCAUGAUAAAAAGCUCGCAUCGGGCCAGAAGCCAGGAAAGUCCGGUAAACCCACAUCGAAGGUUGGUGAAGAAGGGUCGUUGCCGCAGUCACCACAGAAUAAGGCAAAAACUGAAAAGAAGGACAGGAAGCAUGGAGGCAAUGCGGUGAAGACUGCAACGGAUAAGCAAACACCAGAACAGAAUAAACCUCCCGUUAACCCAAGUGGAGUCCCCGUGAAAACCACGGCGCAAGAUGGGAAGUCCGGAAAACCAGAAGCUAAGGUUGGAUCCGAGGGGAUAUUAGUAGCUUCAGAAAAGACGGCACAAAUUACAGAAACGAGCGAGCAAACUAGGGGACUUUGUAGUACACUAGCGCGAACUAUAUGUAGGAAUAAAUGGUGGAUCCCCGCUACAUUGGCCGUUUUUGGUUUCUACAUAGUACUGUUGUAUGUAGCCUCGCGAUAUGAUAACGCACAAUACAUUUUGCCUUCGGUCCUUGGAGUCACGGGGAGCAUAGGACUCAUGCUGGUGAUCAUGCUAAUUCGUUUCUACUACCGAAGGGGGAAAGCAAAAGUGCCAAAGAAAGCUCUAAAGGACAAAAUUACAUCAGAGGGAGAGCAGAAGCGUGCAGUACCCAAGAAACCAAAUGUACCUAAGAAACCAGAGGUAUCUGAGAAACCUGAAGCACCUAAGACACCGGAAGCACCUGAGAAACCCGAAACACAUAAGAAACCAGAGACACCCGAGAACCAGCACGCACCUAAACAGGACGGAGAAUCGGAGACACCGCAAGCACUUUGA
Plasmodium fragile is the source of this 990-nucleotide messenger RNA. RefSeq lists its product as uncharacterized. The transcript has 2 exons. NCBI's taxonomy places the organism in Eukaryota, Apicomplexa, Aconoidasida, Haemosporida, Plasmodiidae. The coding region runs from base 1 to 990 and encodes 329 amino acids. The record is from RefSeq and is a predicted model, not a curated record.